AUGCUAAGAAGGAACAAAAACAAUACACAGCUGUGGCUAGAGGAACUAAAAGAUGCUGUGUACGAGCUAGAUGGUAUCUUUGAUGAAUAUUCUAUAAAAUCCCUUGGACUUAGGGGAUUUUCCUUUUUCAAACCAAAGAAUAUAAUGUUCCGCUAUGAGAUUAGUAAGAGGCUGAAAGAGAUUACAAGGAGGUUUGAUGAGAUUGCUAAGCGUGGGAGAAACUUCACUCUUGAUGUUGAGGAACUGCAAACUGGAGACGACGAAUGGCGCCAAACUAUCUCAAUUGAUGACCAAUCUCAAAUAUAUGGACGAGAUGAUGAUAAGAAAAGGACUGUGGAGUUUCUUUUGAAGCAAGCACGAGGAUCUCACUUCCUUUCCAUCUAUCCUAUUGUUGGCUUAGGUGCAGUUGGAAAGACAACACUUGCUUAUUUAGUUUUCAAUGAUGAAAGCGUAAAUAACAAUUUUAGUGUAAAAAUUUGGGUUUGUGUUUCGAAAAGUUUUUCUAUUAAGAGGAUUCUAAGCUCCAUUAUUGAAGCAGUCACACAUGAAAAGUAUGAUACACUGCAACUAGAUGAAAUGGAAAGCAAGGUGCAAGAAUUGUUGCAAAAUAAAAGAUAUUUGCUAGUCUUGGAUGAUGUGUGGGCAUUAAUGGAAACCACGUGGAAUGAGGUGAAAUUUGUGUUGUCAUGUGGAUCCAAAGGUGCUUGCAUCUUGGUAACAACUCGCGAUAAGAAAGUUGCAGCAAUCAUGGGAACAUGUCAAGCUCAUUAUUUGGUUGGCCUGUCUGAGGAUCAAAGUUGGUUAUUAUUCAAAAAAUGUGCAUUUGGUCCUGGAAAGGAAGUCAGUGAAGAGUCUGUUGCAAUAGGUAAGGAGAUUAUGAAGAGGUGUGGGGGAUUACCACCCUCAAUUCGAGAAUUAGGAAUCCAAUGCUCGAGGAAUGAGGACACGAAAUGGCAUAUAGUUAGACAGCAAGAGCUUUGGAUGUUAUCGUCUCAGAUUCAGACUUUCCGUACAUUAAUGUUGAGCUACUUUGAUUUAUCACCAAUGUCAAGAGAAUGUUAUGCUUUUUGUGUCAUAUUUCCCAAAGAUACCGAAAUCAUAAAAGAAGAUAUAAUUCAUCUUUGGAUGGCUAAUGGGUUUAUUUCAUCAAGAGGUAACUUGGAGGUAGAAGAUGUUGGGAGUGCGAUUUGGGAUGAAUUGUGCCAAAAGUUAUUCUUCCAAGAUAUCAAGGUAGAUGAUUCUUCUGGAGACAUUUCUUUCAAGAUGCAUUAUCUUAUCCAUGAACUUGCUCAAUUAAUUAUGAGGCAAGAGUGUUUGCUUUUCGACUAUGAAAAUAUGAGACAUUUGAGGAAAAGCGUACGCCAUGUUAGUUUUCAUGGUGACAUAGUCUAUGAUGAAGUCUUGGAGAGAGUUGAAUCUUUUUUUUUGAAAUUGGAGAGAGUUAAAUCUAUGCGAACUUUAUACGAGUUAGAACUUCAUGGCCAAGGUAAUAUAUUAUUGUUUCCCUUAACUCCUCCUCUUCGAGAAAUACACACAAGUUCAUUUAAGUUACCUCAUUCUCUCCGAGUAAUACGCACAAGUUCACUUAAGUUACUACCACUCAAAAAUUUAAUUCAUUUGAGGUAUUUGGAGCUUUAUGGUUUUGCAAUAAAUAAGCUUUAUGGUCCUUUCAUAGACACCCUCCUUGAAUCAAUUUCUAGCUUGCAGAAAUUAGAAAUCUUAAAACUGAAACAUUUUUCAAAUCUUAUUUGUUUACCAAAGCAAUUCACAUCCUUAAAGAACCUUAGACAUCUUGCCACCAAAUGUUGUUAUUCAUUAUCUCGUAUGUUCCCUGACAUUCGAAAACUAUCUCGUUUGAGAACAUUGAAUGUUUACAUCGUCGGUUCAGAGGCAGGGCACACCUUGGCAGAACUACAUGAUUUAGAAUUGGGAGGAAAACUAAGCCUUGAAGGCCUAGAAAAUGUUGAUAGUUUAUCUGAUGCUCAAGACGCCAAUUUGGUUAGUAAAGAAAAUCUCCAAGAUUUAAGCUUCUCAUGGUACCGUCGUGAUAUCCUAGAUUUAAGCGUCUUAUGGUACCAAAGUGGUGAAACUGAGUCACCUGCUAUUAAUGUUGAGCACGUACUUGAAGGGCUUCGACCUCCCUUAUAUCUCAAGAAGUUGAGAAUACACCAGUAUGAAGGACUAAGUUUCUGUUUCCCUUGGAUAUUGCAUAUGAGAAGUUUAGUUGUUCUUGAACUUCACGAUUGCAGAAACGUCCAACGACUUUCGUCACUUGGUCUACUAUCUUUGAGAAAACUUAAAAUACAAGAUAUGGACAAUAUGCAGUACAUGGAUGAUGAUGAUGAUGAAAGUUACGAUGACAUGGAGUUUAGGGCUUUCCCAUCUUUGGAGGAACUCGAGUUGCGUGGGUUACCAAAGUUAGAACGGUUGUUGAAAGCAGAAAAAAGGAAUAUGUUUCCAUUACUUUCUCAUUUGUACAUAUUCUAUUGCCCUAAGCUUGUUUUGCCUCACCUUCCAUCACUUAAGAGCCUCCAGUUAUAUGUUUGUAACAAUGAGGUACUCAGGCCAAUUUCUAGUUUUAAUGCUCUUACCAGCCUUGAGCUUUCUUGUGGUGAUAAAUAUUUGACAUCCUUUCCCGAGGGAAUAAUGAGAAACUUGGCUUCUCUUGAAACUCUGGUAAUAUAUAAUUUCCCUAGAUUGAAGAAAAUACCAAAUGAACUCAUCAACCUCAACGCUUUGAGGCACCUAGAAAUCAUAUGGUGUGAAGAGCUCGAGUCUUUACCAGAGGAAGGUUGGGAAAGUCUUUGCUCAGUUUUAACGCUCAAGUUUUAUUUGUGUAGCGGAUUGAGAUCCUUGCCAGAAGGUGUUCGACGCCUCACUUCACUUGAGGUUUUGGAGAUUUGUCUUUGCCCAACAUUAGGGGAGAGGUGUAAGAAGGGAAUAGGGGAAGAUUGGGAGAAGAUACAACACAUUCCAAAAGUGAUUGUCGAUGGCAUAUAUACUAAGAAUCCCACUGCACGUGUUGGCAGGAUAUGGCACUGUUAA
Messenger RNA from Lotus japonicus, 3045 nucleotides. RefSeq names its product putative disease resistance protein RGA1. Gene Ontology annotation, biological process: defense response to other organism. The record is from RefSeq and is a predicted model, not a curated record. Gene Ontology annotation, molecular function: ADP binding. The transcript has a single exon. NCBI's taxonomy places the organism in Eukaryota, Viridiplantae, Streptophyta, Magnoliopsida, Fabales, Fabaceae. The coding region runs from base 1 to 3045 and encodes 1014 amino acids.